Messenger RNA from Ziziphus jujuba (common jujube), 2385 nucleotides. RefSeq names its product tubulin gamma-1 chain. Gene Ontology annotation, biological process: mitotic cell cycle; mitotic sister chromatid segregation; mitotic spindle organization. The transcript has 11 exons. The coding region runs from base 299 to 1723 and encodes 474 amino acids. Lineage: Eukaryota; Viridiplantae; Streptophyta; Magnoliopsida; Rosales; Rhamnaceae. Gene Ontology annotation, molecular function: GTP binding; structural constituent of cytoskeleton. Gene Ontology annotation, cellular component: cytoplasm; gamma-tubulin complex; microtubule. The record is from RefSeq and is a predicted model, not a curated record.
UUAAAAAUUAGGCACUUACCAUAAUUUGCCGGCACAAGCACUCCACCAGCAGUAUAAAAGCCGCACCAAAGUCUACUCAGAACUCAAAAAAAGAAAAUCCACAAUUUUCGGGAUUCAUUUUCCUACACUUUCUCUUUGCUUCCCUCGCUUAUCUCCCUGUUUUUUCAAAAAAGCCUCCGCGCCAGACGAAAAGAAAAGAAAACAACAAUUCGAAUUCGUCGCUUUUUACAAUUGUUGCGAUCCAAUUGAACCCUAGGUUUCCCGAGGAAAAAAAAAAAAAAAGAAAAAGUGAGAGACAAUGCCGAGGGAAAUCAUCACGCUGCAGGUCGGACAAUGUGGGAACCAGAUCGGAAUGGAGUUCUGGAAGCAGCUUUGCCUCGAGCACGGAAUCAGCAAAGAUGGCAUUCUCGAAGAUUUCGCCACACAGGGAGGUGACCGCAAAGAUGUGUUUUUCUAUCAAGCUGAUGAUCAGCACUACAUACCACGAGCUUUACUAAUUGACUUGGAGCCCAGAGUGAUUAAUGGAAUUCAAAACAGUGAAUAUCGGAAUCUUUAUAAUCAUGAGAACAUAUUUGUUUCAGAUCAUGGAGGUGGUGCAGGAAAUAAUUGGGCAAGUGGAUACCAUCAGGGAAAGGGUGUUGAAGAAGAUAUAAUGGACAUGAUUGAUAGAGAAGCAGAUGGAAGCGAUAGUCUUGAGGGUUUUGUUUUGUGCCAUUCAAUUGCUGGCGGAACAGGCUCAGGUAUGGGUUCAUAUCUGUUGGAGACUCUGAAUGAUCGUUACAGCAAAAAACUUGUUCAGACAUACAGUGUGUUUCCUAAUCAGAUGGAAACGAGUGAUGUGGUGGUCCAACCCUACAACUCACUUUUAACUCUUAAGCGACUAACACUCAAUGCUGAUUGUGUUGUCGUUCUUGAUAACACUGCAUUAAAUAGGAUUGCUGUUGAGCGCCUUCAUCUAUCAAAUCCCACCUUUGCUCAAACAAAUUCUUUGGUUUCUACUGUCAUGUCUGCCAGCACAACCACUCUUAGAUAUCCAGGAUACAUGAAUAAUGACUUGGUUGGUCUUCUUGCAUCUUUAAUUCCUACACCGAGAUGCCAUUUCCUAAUGACGGGAUAUACACCACUUACGGUGGAGCGCCAGGCCAAUGUGAUUCGUAAAACCACUGUGCUGGAUGUUAUGAGAAGGCUUCUGCAGACAAAAAAUAUUAUGGUUUCCUCUUAUGCUCGAACGAAAGAAGCUAGUCAAGCAAAGUACAUAUCGAUACUGAACAUCAUUCAGGGAGAAGUGGACCCCACUCAAGUUCACGAGAGUUUGCAGAGAAUACGUGAAAGAAAACUUGUUAACUUUAUUGAGUGGGGCCCUGCAAGUAUUCAGGUUGCUCUGUCUAGAAAGUCGCCAUAUGUUCAAACUGCCCAUAGGGUAAGUGGUCUUAUGCUAGCAAGCCAUACUAGUAUCCGGCACCUUUUCAGUAAGUGUUUAAGCCAGUAUGAGAAGUUGAGAAAGAAGCAAGCCUUUCUUGAUAACUAUCGGAAGUUCCCAAUGUUCGCUGAUAAUGAUCUUUCUGAAUUUGACGAAUCAAGAGAUAUCAUUGAGAGUUUAGUUGAUGAAUACAAGGCCUGUGAGUCGCCAGAUUACAUUAAAUGGGGAAUGGAGGAUCCAGAUCAUGUUUUAACAGGGGAAGGCAAUGCUAGUGGAACGGUGGACCCAAAUUUGGCAGUUUAAACAAACGUAAGUAAUAAUCAACACUUCCCAGGAAUUUUUCCAUCUUUCAGAGGCGUUGGGUUUCAUUUGUUAACAGGGGAUUUUAAAAGCAUAUUUUAGGUGGGGGGUUGCCCAAACCUUGAUUGAUUCUUAUGCAUUCUGAAACCUUUUUCUUUUCCCUUCAUAUUCAUUAUGAAUGGAUUGGAAACUACAGGUUGCAGGUUAAAGCCCCAAUGCCGAGGCUUUGUUAUUGUUGAUUGUUGAUAAGAUGUGUAUUUUUCCUUGCAAAUGGUUUGUAGGGUGAUGUGUUGGGUGUUUUAAUUGGCUAAUUAUAAGCUCUUCGUUUAACGUAUAAGAACACCUCACUGUAUCAGGUUUUGCUUUCCAAUUUUAAUAUCGCUUGGUGUACCUGGAAUCUAGGUAAUCCAGGCCAGUCAUGUGGCGUGCAGGAUUAUCAUAGCCUUGGUCUCCAUUCCUUGGCGUUAGGUAGUUGUUCUUUUUUAUAAUUUUUUUUUUUUUUUUUCAAGGAAAAUCAUGCUUACCACACCAUGUGGUGGGCCAAAUUUCAGAAACACCAUGGUGCAUGCCUGCAUGGUGGCAUGUUCUCUGAUUGCUCAUGAUUGGUUUGAGAUUUAUUAUGUUUGUAUUUUCAAUGGGUAAAUAUUUUAUUAAAUUAUGGGUUA